GUAAAUAAAAAAGGGUACACGGAGAAGACCAAACCCGAGAUACUUCUCCCUCUCUCACCUUGUCUCCUUACCUGACAAUCACAUCCUACUGGUGCCCCUCCCCAUGUUUUCUUUCUUCCAUGGCCUUCUGUCCUCUCCUACUAGGUUCCCCUUCUCCAGCCCUGUACCUCUUUCACCAGUUACCCAACUCUACUUCACCCCUCCCGAAUUCACCUAACACCUUGUGUUCCCCGCCCACCCUCGAACUCUCACUCCUCAUCUUUUUUUUCUCCAUUCCUGCUGAGUUUCUUGGCCUGAACGUCGACUGUACUCUUUUCUAUAGGCGCUGCCUGGCCUGCUGAAUUCCUCCAGCAUUUUCUAUGUGUUACUUGGAUUUCCUGCAUUUGAGCAUCUGCAGCUUUGCUCCUGUUGGUGCUAAGAUUCUGUGCACAGUUUAUUUAAGGGAGGUAUAUUUGAAGGCUGUUUAAAGAAAGUUCAACAACUUCAUUCUGGGGAAGGGGAAAACUGCAGAUGAAAUAAAGCAAAGGCUUUUGAAAGUACUCAGCAGGUCAGGCAGCAUCUGUGAAAAACAAGCAGUUAAUGUUUCAGUUCCCAAAUGGGCCCCUUCAUUGUGAAAGGGCCUCAGUCCUCAAUCAUUAACUCUUUUUCAUUCCACCCAUGCUGCCUGACCUACUGAGUACUUACAGCAAUUUUUGCUUUGUUUGAGAGAUGAAGGGCUUACAUUAUGAGGAAAAAUUAAGCAGGUUGAGCCUCUGUUUACUGUAAUUUAGAAAAAAAGAUUACUUCAUUGAACUGUGCAAUGACAGAUUAGGUGCUGAGGUGCUAUCAAAAUUUAUGGGUAACAUAGAAACAUGGAAUAUGGUUUCAGAAUAAAGGAAUAGCAAUUGAAGGAUCACCUGAUCUCCUUAGCCCUGAACUUAGCCUAAGAGCUAAGAACCAUAGCCCAAGAGCUAAGCAACAAGUCAUUAAAGUCAAUCAGACUCUACAGCUGACAUGCAGGGGAUCAUCACCUAUAUCUUGGUCCUUGCCAGACCAUGUAAUGAAUGCAACUGAAAGAAUAAGUAUAAUUAACUUUAAAAGUGGGGACCUCAAGAAACCGUAUUGUAGUAACCUGACUUUGAGCAACACUCAGGCUAAAGACACAGGCUACUACUAUUGUAAUACCUCAUCUUCAAAUGUUCGACACAUAAAGACUGCUCUCUAUAUAUUUGUAAAGGACAAACGUAGUCCAUUUGUGGAGCAAUACACAGAAGUUCCCAAAGUUGUGUACUUCACGGAAGGAGAAAGUCUACUUAUUCCAUGUAGGAUUACAAGCCCACAUUUCUCUGUCACUUUGAAAAUGAAUUCUUUACCCUUUACCAUUGAUGGAAAGGAAGUCAUGUGGGAUAGUAAACAAGGUUUUGUUAUUCCCAGACCCACUUACAAGUUUAUUGGCCUGCUAUAUUGUGAAACCACUGUGAAUGGGAAGACAUUUUAUUCAUACUACUUAACACAUAGGAGAGUCAGCAGCAUCAGAAGUGUAGAGCUGAACGUGACCAGUCCAGUGAAGAUGCUGAGUGGAAGAUCAUUUGCUAUAAAGUGCACAGUGACCACAGAUCUGAAUGCAAGAGUUGAGAUUUUCUGGGAAUUCCCUGGUAAAGGAAAUAGAAGCAGUUAUAUAACAAAAAGAAUUGACCAGACAGAUCGUAUGAUAAAUACAUUCUACAGCACCCUUGUUAUUGACAAAGUGGUCACAUCAGACAAAGGGAACUAUAUAUGCCAAGUAAGAAGUGGAAAAACCAUAAAAAAAAGGAAAGCGACUGUUCAUGUCUAUGAAAAACCAUUUAUCAAUGCCAGAUGCCGGAAAUCAUGUGUUGCUGAAGCGCUUGUUGGUCAGGCAGUCUACCGUUUCCCAAUAAAGGUCAAAGCUUUUCCACCUCCAAAUGUUUUAUGGCUAAAGGAUGGGCAGCCUAUUACUGAAAGAUCAAUCCGAUAUAACAUCACUGGCUAUAAACUGACUAUAAGGGAUGUUUCAGAAGAGGAUGCUGGUAUUUAUAGUAUUAUACUGGAACUUAAACAAUGGAAGCUUUCCAAAAACCUCACAUUCUUUCUCAAUGUAAAUGUAAAGCCACAUAUAUGUGAAAAGGCACUGCCCACUCAGAACCAUGAUCUCUAUCCUCUGGGCAGCAAACAGACUCUGUCAUGCACUGCCUAUGGCAUCCCCAUUCCUACAAUUCUAUGGGUAUGGCAACCUUGUGCCCAAAAUAGUUCAAAAGCACAAUGUGAAGCAUAUGCAGAGACCAAAAGCAGCAUUGUUUCUGUGGAUAGUCUUGGCAGUAACAUCAACAUUAUUGGAAAUAAGAUACACGGCAUUAACGAAAGAGUAGAACUACUGGAAGGGAAAAAUAAGACUGUCAGUAUUCUGGUAGUAGCUGAAUCCAACAUUUCUGGAAUUUAUCGUUGCUUGGCUUUUAACAAAGUUGGUAAAGAUGAAAAAAGUAUUAAUUUUUAUAUUUCAGAUGUGCACAACCAAUUUGGAUUUGAGAUUGGCAUAGGACAUAACAUGCCACCAACUGAAGGUGAUGACCUCACAUUUUACUGCCGAGCCAAUAAAUUUCUAUAUUCAAACAUUGCUUGCCGUCUUCUGAGUAAGGACAAUCAGACCUCAUAUAAUAUCAGCAGUAUAAGUGAAAUUACCACCAAGGAAUAUUCAAUUGCUCUGAACUUUACCAUUAAAAAUGUGUCUCAGAAUCAGUCCGGAACUUAUGAAUGCACAGCCAGAAAUAUUAUUACUCAGAAGGAGGCAAUUCAGAAGCAGGAGAUUUAUAUUAGAGCUCAGCAAGCCCCAUACUUGCUUCAAAACUUAAGUAACCAGGAUGUGAACAUCAGUAGUUCAAUUACAUUGGAAUGUCUGGCAGAGGGAAGGCCAAUGCCACAUAUCACAUGGUACAAAAACAAUCAGAGGUUACACAUGGAAUCAGGUAUUAAUCUGGGACAAGGAAGUAGAAUAUUAAUUAUUGAAAGAGUCAAAGAAGAGGAUGGAGGUUUAUAUCGAUGCCAAGCGUCAAACAGAAAAGGCUUUGUACAGACUUCAGCUUACAUCACUGUUCGAGGGACAACAGAGAAUUCAAACAUGGAGUUGAUAACCUUAACGUGUACCUGUGUGGCAGCUGCACUUUUUUGGCUCCUCCUGACUCUCUUCAUUCGUAAACUCAAAAAGCCUAGAUUUGCAGAAAUAAAAACUGACUACCUGUCAAUCAUAAUGGAUCCUGAUGAAGUGACACUUGAUGAGCAAUAUCUCCCCUACGAUGACAAUAAAUGGGAAUUUCCUCGAGACAGACUGAAGCUAGGUAAAAUACUUGGCCGUGGGGCUUUUGGGAAGGUAGUGGAAGCUUCUGCUUUUGGGAUCAAUAAAUCAGCCACAUGUAAAACAGUUGCCAUUAAAAUGCUGAAAGAGGGGGCCACAGCCAGUGAACACAAGGCUUUAAUGUCCGAACUAAAGAUCUUGAUUCAUAUUGGAAACCACCUAAAUGUGGUGAAUUUAUUGGGAGCAUGCACCAGCCAUGGAGGUCCUUUGAUGGUAAUUGUUGAAUACUGCAAAUAUGGAAACCUCUCCAACUACCUUCAGACCAAGAGGAAUAACUUCAUGUUGCACAAGGAAACUACACUACAGGCAAAUCAAAUUCAAGAAAAGAUCCCCAUGGAGGGGAAAAAGAGAAGGCUGGCUAGUGUCACAAGCUCUGAGAGCUCCACCAGCUCAGGAUUUGAUGAAGAUAAAACUCUAAGUGAGGUUGAAGAGGAAGAGGAGGAUGGUGAUGACUUACACAAGCAACCAAUUACCAUGGAGGACCUAAUCAGUUACAGUUUUCAGGUGGCCCGAGGCAUGGAAUUCUUAGCAUCAAGAAAGUGCAUCCAUCGAGAUCUGGCAGCAAGAAACAUCCUUUUAUCUGAGAAUAAUGUAGUAAAGAUCUGUGACUUCGGACUUGCACGAGAUAUUUAUAAAGAUCCUGAUUAUGUACGAAAGGGAGAUGCAAGGCUCCCUCUCAAAUGGAUGGCCCCUGAAUCUAUAUUUGACAAAGUUUACAAUACUCAAAGUGAUGUCUGGUCUUACGGAGUUUUAUUGUGGGAAAUAUUUUCCUUAGGUGCAUCACCGUACCCAGGAGUCCAAAUCGAUGAGGAAUUUUGUCGAAGAUUAAAAGAGGGCACAAGGAUGCGAGCUCCUGACUAUUCAACCCCAGAAAUCUAUCAAAUAUUACUCGACUGCUGGCAUAAUGAACCCAAACAGCGGCCUACAUUCACAAAACUUGUGGAGAGACUUGGAGAUUUAUUACAAGCAAGUGUUCGGCAGGAUGGAAAGGACUACAUCCCCCUGAGAGGCAUGCUCGUAUCAAAUAGCUUUAAUUUUUCAGUGCCAACAUUGCCAGACUCUUGCUUGGGAGAAGAAAUGGAGAAUUCAAAAUUUAAUUAUAAAAAUACAGGAAGCUUUGGAUAUAUUAACACUUGUCUGAACAAACAACCACAGGAUUUGGAGACAUUUGAAGAGCUACCACUUGAGCUUACAACAUUAACAGAUGAUUAUCAGACUGAUAGUGGAAUGGUUUUGGCCCCAGAAGAAUUAAAAUGUUCGUUGCCAAUGGACAACAAGCCAAUACAUCCACAGUAUUUUGAUUUGAAAGCAACAUGGAGAAACAAAGAGCUGGGAUUCCCAGAACCUCUCAGUUGGAAGAGCACUUACAGCUCUAGUUCUAGUUGCCAGAAAGGGGAGGAAGUCUACCGAGCAGCUGCACGGGAGAGUUUCAGCUCGCUAAGUUCCUUUGAAUCAAAAAUGAGUUGUUGUAUACCACCUCCAGAUUACAACUCACUGGCUUUUUAUACCUCUCCACCAAUUUAAAGGGCUGUUUCACUAGUCCUCAGAAAAAAAAAAUCUGCAUCUGCCUAUUCAAUGAUUUGUACUUAACAUUUUUAAGCAAACUUUGUUGUCAUUGCUCUUACCAGUAUGAAAGCAUAAGUAUGCUAUCCACUUUCACUGGUGAAUGUGUCCAUGAAUGGAUGUAGAUACAUUCAGCAUAUAUAAACAUCAUUAUUAGGAAAUAUAUGGUCUUAUGGAAGUGAGAGAGACAUUCAUAGGGAUGGAAGUUCCAACACAUAAGCCCAUUGGUCCUGGGUCAGUUAUUGUACAGUAGUUACAAAUUUUGUUGUCAAAGUACAUAUAUGUCACCAUAUAUAAUACUGAGAUUCAUUUUCUUGUGAGCAUACUCAGCAAAUCUAUAGAAUAGUAAAUGUAACAAGAUCAGUGAGAGAUCAACCAGGGUGCAGAAGACAGUAAACUUUGCAAAUAACAUUAAAUAAAGAGAACAUGAGAUCAUGAGAUAACAAGUCCAUAAAGUGAGAUCAUUGGUUGUGGAAAGAUUUCAUUGUUGAGGCAAGCCAGUAUAGUUAUCCCCUUUUUAUCCCUCAUGGUUGUGUGGUAGUAACUGUUCUUGAACCUUGGUGCGAGUCCUGGGGCUCUUGUACUUUCUACCUGAUGGCAGCAGCAAGAGGAGAGUAUGGCCUGGGUGGGGGGGGGGGGGGAUCUCUGAUAAUGGAUGCAACACACACAAAAUGCUGGUGGAACACAGCAGACCAGGCAGCAUCUAUAAGGAGGAGCACUGUCGAUGUUUCAGGCCAAGACCUUUCGUCUGAUAAUGGAUGCUGCUUUCCUAUGUCAGUGUUUCAUGUAUAUAUGCUCAGUGGUUGGGAAGGCUUUACCUGAGAUGUUCUGGGCCAAAUCCUCUACCUUUUGUAGAAUUUUCCAUUCAAAUUCAUUGAUGUUUCCAUACCAGGCUGUGGUGCAGCCAGUCAAUAUACUCUCCACUACACAUCUAUAAAAGUUUGUCAAAGUUUUAGAUGUCUUGCUGAAUCUCCACAGACUCCUAAGGAAGAAGAGAUGCUGCCAUGCUUUCUUCGCAAUUGCACUUACCUGCUGGAUCCAGGAAUCCAGGACAGGUCCUUGGAAAUAGUUUCACCCAAGAAUUUAAAGUUGCUAACCCUCUCCAUCUCUGAUCCUCCGAUGAGUGUUGACUGAUGGACCUCUGUUGAAGUCUAUCAUCAGUUCCUCUGUCUUGCUGACAUUGAGUGAGAGGUUGUCGUUAUGACACUACUCAGCCAAAAUCAUCACCACUUUUGAUUCUUCCCAUAACAGUGGUGUCAUCAGCAAACUUGAAUACGGCAUUGAAGCUGUGCUUAACCAAAUAGUCAUAGGUGUAAAGUGAGCAGAAUAGGGCACUAAGCACACUGCCCUGUGGAGAUUGUGGAGGAGAUGUUGUUGCCAAUCUGACUGACUGGCAUUUAUAAGUAAAAUAAAUCCAGGAUCCAAUUUCAUGGGAAGUAUUGAGGCCAAGAUCUUGGAACUUAUUGAUUAGCUUUGAGGGGAUGAUAGUGUUGAAUACUAUGCUGUAGUUGAUAGAGAGCGUCCUGAUGUUCCAGGGUUGAAUGAAGAGCCAAUGAGAUGGCGUCUGCUGUGGACUUACUGCUCUGGUAGACAAAUUGGAGUGGAUCCAAGUUGCCUCUCAGGCAGGAACUGAAAUGUUAUAGAAAAGGUUUAGAGAUAUUUUCAUACUAUCCCAGAUAAUGUCUCUGAGCUUAUUUAAGACUGCAUUAAAAUCUUCAAUUCAUAGACGAGACACUAUCAAACUUCAUCAGCUGCCAAUUUGUGGCAUGGCAACCAGAGUUUGGAUACGUCUCGCAGUGGGUAGGUAGAUACCAGCCAAUAAAAUUUCAUUAAAGUAUCACCUUCAUUAUUAUUAAUGACUUUUAGGUAAAUGUAUAACAUAGCUUCACGUUCAGGGCAUAUUAAUAAACCUGUAUUCAAUAUAAACCUGUCAUACUGAUUCCAUUGUGCUACUUCUUCAGAGCAGAAGAGAUUGAAAGCUACUGUCAGUGCAACUUGGCAGAUUUAAUUCACAAAAGUAGUAAGUCAAAUGGUCUGAAGUGGUCUGUGAAGAGAAUAAAAAAAUCUCCCUUGCACUUUGGAUUUCCCCCACCACAAGAUGUUGCAAAAUAUUUCCCUAUUGGUUAAUUAAUUUUGAGAUGACUAUCAUAUGGUAAAUAGACAAGUGAACAGCUAAUAUCAGUUUUCAUUUGUUCUUUAGUCAGAAAACCACUCACUAUUGUGAGGUCAGCUUUUUGCGAAAAAUAUUUUGAGAUUGAAAAAUUCUGAAAAAUUAUUUCCAUGGAAAGAUGACAUUACCAGUUCUUCAUAAAGUGAGAGCAUAAUUACCAGUAGCUCUUCCUACUUUCACAGCCUACUGAUUCAAGAACGUGUGCUGCAACUAUAUGAAGUAUGAAGCUAUGUCAUGAUUUAUUUUAGUGUUGUAAUGUUCCUUUAAAUCUAAUUUGCCCAUUAAUUGAAUCUAGCAAGCAAUAACUAAAAACAAUUAAAUAUUAUUCCUAUCCUUAAUCAAAAACACAAAUCUGAAUUUAGUCUAAAAUCAGAUUCCUGAUCUGAUAGGUUGUUUGGGAGUCUCCGUGUUCCAUCUUCGUGCUUCCACGAAGAAAUCUUGAGGUGCGCAGUUACUAAUUGGAUGGCUUUGAGCAGUCAUGGCUGGGGAAUUUCUACAAACCAAUGAUGAUAUUACAUCCCUGAAGAACUCCUAUGCCCUGAAUGCCUCAAGAAUCUUGUGCCUGACAUGCAGACACUGUGCCCAGCAGAGUGAAGUUGGCUGAGCACAGUCAGAACCUCAGCAGCAGGGAUAUUGGUCUGGAAGUAGUUACUGAGUAUGCUUUGCUUAUUCUAGUACAUUUUGAGAAUUUUAUGGAAGUAGCGUUGGUACCUCUUGAAAAUCUAUGCUGUCAUUUUUUUUUUGUUUGGCAUGAAAGAUGUUGUCCCAGAUUAUGGGGAAUGAUCCAUGUUUACCAGAAUCUUGUAGUGGAUCUUCAUGCCAGUGGUUGGAAGGGGAUUUUUGCCUUAUGGAUAUUUGUCCUAUAUAUCUCAGUAAACGAUCUGACAAUAACUUGGAGCUUGGCUUCUGAGUAUGCGGGUGAACAAGCAUCAUCUGCAAACUGUAGCUCUGUGAAUGAAGUUGGAGUGAUCUUAGUUUUGGUGUGCUGGCCAAAAAAGUCGAAGAAUACCCCAUCUAGCCCAUAGCAAACUGGUUGAAGUGAGAUGAGAUCAUUUAUUGAACUUGAUGGAUUGAAUUAAUUCUGUGACUCAAGGGUGGACAUGGUUGUGGAUGAUUUUUGGAAUUAUUUCUCCGGUCAAGACAUCCCUAUGUGGUUACCGUAGGUGAAUUUGUCUCCAUUUUUGAAGAUGAUUGCAAUUAUGUCAGCUCUCAGCCUCCUACUGUGCGGUCUUAAUCUAUAUAAUCCAAAAAAAAACUUAACAUUAUAACAUGUGCACUGAGAAACCACUUAUGUGCCAAGAAAUGCAAAUCCAAAUUUUCUCCUCAAUGUAUCACUGAUAAUUCCAGUUCUUCUACUGACCAUCUGAUUACAGUGGCCAUACAUUCCUAAUCACUGUUUUGCAAUGCUCAUGUGUUAAAGGCAGCAAUGAUCAAAUUGCAGAGGAAAAUUUGCCAGUGAUUUCUUAGAAAACCAGAGACAAAAUGUCAGUACCUUUGGAUUAUGAUAUGGAUGACAUGAUGUUUUAAGUUUGAUGACAUUUAAUAUUAUUUUUUUAUCAAGACUCUAAGGAAAAUUGAUACUGAACAUACAUUGCUGUAGAAACAGGAUUACGAAAAAAGAGAUGGGUGGCUCCAGUUUCAUCAUUUGUAAUUAAUGUGUUUGCUAUUGCCAAGUGAUGGAGAGUUAUUUGAAAAAUGUCAAUCUGAACUAAUGUGCUCACAACAUUUAUAUGCUAGUGGCUAGCAAACAGCUAAUAGUUGUACUUAUAGUCAUUGAGUCAUAGAAAAGUACAGUACAGAAACAAGCCCUUCAGCCCAUCUAGUCAUUUAAGCUGUCUACUUCUAUUGACCUGCAUUGGGACCAUAGCCCUCCAUACCCCUACCAUCCAUGUACCUAUCCAAACUUCUCUUAACUGUUGUAACUGAGCUUACAUGCACCACUUGUGUUGGCAGUUUGUUCCACACUCUCAUGACCCUCUUGAGUGAAGAAGUUUCCCUUUAAACUUUUCACCUUUAACCUUUAACCCAGGUCCUCUAGUUGUAGUCCCAACCAACCUCAGGCAAAAAAGUCUGUUUGUAUUUACCCUAUCUAUAUCCCUCAUAAUUUUAUAUAUCUCUAUUAGAUCUCUCAAUCUCCUGUAUUCCAAGGAAUAAAGUCCUAAUAUAUUCAAUCUUCCAUUAAACUCAGGUUAGCAACAUCCUUGUAAAUUUUCUCUGUACUCCUUCAACCUUAUUUACAUCAUUGCUAUAGAUGAGUGAUAAAAACUGCACACAAUGCUCCAAAUUAGGCUUCACUAAUGUCUUAUACAUCUUCAACAUAAUAUCCCAUCUCCUGUACAAUAGUUUGAUUUAUGAAGGCCAAUGUGCCAAAAGAAUUCUGUAUGACCCUGUCAACCAGUGAUGCCACUUUCAAUGAAUCAUGGAUCUGUAUUCCUAGAUCCCUCCAUUCUACCAUACUCCUCAAUGCCCUACCGCUCACAGUAUAAGAUCUACCCUGGUUGGUCCUACCAAAGUAUAACACCCUGCAUUGUCUACAUUAAAUUCCAUCUGCUAUUUUUCAGCCCAUUUUUCUAGCUGGUCCAGAUCCCAUUACAAGCCAUGAUAGUCUUCCUCGCUGUCCACUACAUUCCUAAUCUUGGUGUCAUCCACAAAUUUGCUGAUCCAGUUAACCCAUUAUUAUCCAGACCCUUGAUCUCAGAAGAGAAUAAAGUCAUUUUUUGAGAGAUUUUAAUGAAUGGUCUUUAAAUGUUUGGCAGCUACAUACAAUAUAUACAACAGAGUUAUCUCAUGUACAUAAAACGUUUACCACUUCAGUAAAUAUAUUGUUUUGCUGUAGACCUUAUUUAAAUAGAAAGUCAGAUUUUAGACAGCGUAAUGUUUUGUGCUUUUUGAAAGUGAAUGAAUUAAAUGGUUGGUUUGGAGUAAUAUACAUUUUCCAACUACAAAAGUAUUUUAGUUGUUACUGAAAUAUGCCAUGCCACAAUAUUGAAUUAAAAGAAAAAGAAAAAUUUCUUGUUGUACCUGUAAACAAAUCUGUGCACAAAUCUUGUAAAUAUAGUACAUGGAAAACUGCUGUAGAAGGAAACUCGUGAAAACAUUGGGACAUGGUCAGUUUUAUGACCAAAGAUUUGUUUGGUUGAUGAACUUGAUAGAAAAGAUGAAGGAGAUAUCAAGCUGUAGUGGUUAAAGUGCAGGUAUUUCCGUAACGAGCAUUCUGCAUUUCUUUAGCCACAUUACCAGUUUGCACACAGAUUACAGCUGUAUGUGGCUUCAAGCACAGUGUGAAAUCACAGGUCAUCAUUUAAAAUGUGUGAGAAAGCUAAUGAAGUAUCAUUUUUAGUUGACAAGUAUAUUUUUUCAACAGCUGAACAUCUCUUGGUAGCUCGCACUGAAAAAUGCUUGUUAUAUAUCAGCAAGCUAGCUGUUCUAAAUUGUAAUCCUAUAUGCUGUUAACCAAGGUCACAUAUCAUAAGAAUUCUGCCUGAGGUGAAUUCACUGGGUAGAAUUUUGGACUCUUUGCACAUUGCAAAUGGGCAUAAACAAAUAUUGGUUAACUAUUGUAGUUCAUUUCUUCGGAAGUCUGUAGUUACACUUGUUUGUGAUGCAUUAUUGUCAGAUUGCUACAUUAAAUAGAACAGUGUAUGUAUCUUUAUAUAUUUUAUAUUCUCAGAGUUUGAGCCUUUAGCUGACUCAAAUUUCUUUGGUUGUAUGCUGUUUAGCCUGAAUGACAAUGAGAUGAAUUCUGUAUGUCUUUUUACUUUUUAAAAUUGUUAUAAAUGUAUCUCUAUUUAGACUUAAUAAAGUAUGUUUAAUUAUUUCCAUUACAA
Messenger RNA from Hypanus sabinus (Atlantic stingray), 10906 nucleotides. RefSeq names its product fms related receptor tyrosine kinase 1 (gene flt1). The record is from RefSeq and is a predicted model, not a curated record. Lineage: Eukaryota; Metazoa; Chordata; Chondrichthyes; Myliobatiformes; Dasyatidae. Gene Ontology annotation, molecular function: vascular endothelial growth factor receptor activity; ATP binding. The transcript has 30 exons. Gene Ontology annotation, cellular component: signaling receptor complex; plasma membrane. The coding region runs from base 1040 to 4870 and encodes 1276 amino acids. Gene Ontology annotation, biological process: multicellular organism development; positive regulation of kinase activity; protein phosphorylation.